This is a messenger RNA of Paramuricea clavata, 9202 nucleotides long. Lineage: Eukaryota; Metazoa; Cnidaria; Anthozoa; Malacalcyonacea; Plexauridae. The record is from the annotation of a GenBank genome assembly.
CGUGCUCUUAUAAACAAACGUCAGAAGAACUUAUCAGUCAGUAUUAACCACUGAUAUUGUGGUCUUGUAACCUAGCCUGUUUGCAAAUAUUGCUGCUUUCAAGGAAAACAAACCUUUUUAGGAGACCGAGCAAAGUUCAGUACGUGUUUAUACUUGAAAUGAAAGAUUAUAUGUAAUAUAAGCUUCUCAAUACGUCACGUGCGUUUAGCAAGAUUUACUGAGUUUUAUUGUUGUGACUGGUAUCAAAGCUCAAACCUGUAAAAGUGUAAAAUGUCGGCAUUUAGUAGUGGUCGUCGUUGCUUAUAUCUCAACAGUGAAAACAUCUAUCCCUGGUUGUGGAGAUGCAGUGGAAAUCAAUGUAUAAAGGUAUUGCCUUGUUUAUUUUAUAAGUAUUUUACACUUGACAAGGCAGGCUAUUAUUAAUUCAUUCAUAUUGUCUGCGGUAAUUAACCAAUUUUCAAUAUUAUUCACGAUGAUAUUUUGUUUGUAAAAACUGAAUAAAAAUGUAAUUUCGGGCAGGAACUAUUAUCAGUAUUGGGUAGUCUUGUACUCUUGUACAUUUCCCCCAAUAAUAGAGUUAAUCUUCAAAAUAUACUACAGUAUAUCAAUUAUGUCUUCCCCUUGGGCCUUGGGGAAGGAGUCAAGGAGGGCAUGCAACCCCAGAGCCAGGGGAUUUUGACAAUUGUCAUGAAAAAAAAUCAAUUUUCACAGCUUCAAAAUCUCUAGUAUGGUGAGGACAUUGUGGGCCUAAACUGUGUACCACAAUUAUUAAAUUUUAAAAUUCAAUAUAUUAUUAAAACAUUUUAAAUGAUCACAGUAAUAACAAAACCACUGCAUUCAGAAUUAGCAUGAAUUUUUUAUACAUUCUUUUAUACAUAUUCUCAUUCUUUGAUCAAUAUACCUUUCCAGAAAGUACAUCAACUUAGCCUAUAGAACCUUGUUUUUGUGAUUGAGAGGAUUUAACUAAAUAAGGUCACAUACAUGAAAACAAGGCUCUAUAGCCAAAGUGAUGCAUUGCUUUCCUGAAGGGUGUAUCGUGAUGAUCUAUGACUAUGUCAACAUGUCAUAUCACAAACCAUGUUUUUUUCAAUCUCAUCACAUUAUGUAUAUUUUGUGGAUGCCACAUUUUGCAAAAAAAAAGGAUUUAUUUGUAAAUCUUUUGAGGAUACAUACUGUGCAACGUACCAGGUUUCAGACUUGCAUGUAGUAUGUAAGUGUUCUAAUUAACCAAAAUGGUGGAUGCAUGAUCAGAAAUUUCACACUUAGGAAAAGUGUCACACUCUCAUUGCAUGCCAUUGUGGGCUAAGUCAGAUAUUUUUGCCAGCUCGCCUUUUUUUAGUUUUACUUUGAUCUAGUGCAGCAAAAUAAACCGCCAUUGGAUGAGGUUUUUAUGAUUUCCAGAAUUAUCAACUGAAGGCAAGUGUUAUCAGUCAAGCCAAAGGCAGUUUUGAUAACACCGAGACCUUGAUAGUUUGGGAUAUCACAAAAACCAAAUUCUAUUAUUAUACAUAUAUAAUAUAAACCAAGUUCUGUUCAAUUAUUUUCAACAAACAACUGCAUUUGUCGCACAAAUUAAACAAUGUUUGGUUCUCAAAAAAGCAGUGAAAACAAUUUAAAGUACUACUGUGGAUACAACAACAGCAUAAAAAUGUUAGAAAUCUCAUUCAUAGCUACUAAAGUUUGGAUAAAAAUGUCAAAUGCUAUGAAAUUGCAUACUGUGGGCUCAACCUAUACUGGUACAUAAAGUUUUCAGUUAUCUGCCAGCUGUGUAGUGGUUGCGUGAUAUUUAACAAAUAUAAAAUAUUUUCCAUGUUGAUAUACAGUAAGUUAUAUCAACACAAGUGGAAAUUGGGAAAACGAGAAAUUGUGUGUAGGUAUAUACGACCGAACUGUGUAUCGAAAAUGUAUCGUAGUCCAGGACUAGAGACUUUUAUCACUGAAUCAGAGUUAUGUAUAAAAAGUGAACCGGAAAUGUUGUUUUAAUGUAAUUGAGCGCGAGGCAGUGAGCGAAUUAGUGAAAUGGAAAACAAGCUUAUACGUUGAUGUCUUACUGCUGUUAUUGGCAAGCAAGUUCAUUUUGGCUUAGGAAUAAGUAUGAAUCUUUAUGACACAAAUUAUUUAAUAUCUUCACAACAUUUACAGUAAUUCAGAAUUAAUACAUUGUGCUGAUAUUAAUUUGUAUCAUUCAGACUAAUUUCUGAGGAAAACUGAACUGAAAGUCAUCGGUCUUGUCCGACUCAAAGUCAUCGGACAUUUUGUCAGACGGCCCUGUAAAAGAUAUUUUAAGGCCUGUGUACAAUGUCAGGUAUUGUGGGACAACAUAUUGAGUAAACAUUUUGAUAAUAAUUUAUUCAACGUUUUGACUAGAUUUUAGUCAAUCAUCAUCAGGAAUGAUAUGAUGAUGACUAAAAUCUAGUCAAAACGUCGAAUAAACACUUUUCAAAAUGUUUACCGUUUUCAGAAUUACUAUUGUAUCGGGUCAUUCUGGAAAACAUCCAUACCUUCCCCAUGGAGGAAAUUAGAUGUUAAACCCCCUACCCCCUUUGGAUGUCCUAAUACACUUACUGUUAUUAGAAACAAUUUUUUCUUCCCCCCUCCCCUGGACAGCAGAAAUUUCCACCUUUGCGGGAGUGUGGAUCUUUUUGUGGAAUGACCCAUUGUGUGCUGGUAAUUAUCUAUCAUUUAUAAAUUACUAAUAUAAAUAUUGAGUUUUCUUCACAUUUUUCUUGAAAGGGUAAAAGCAGUGUCCUUGAAAGACAAUUAUCCACGAGCACCUGUCAAUAUGGACUACUCGAACGCAUGCCUGCAAAAGACAAGUUCUCCAGUGAUCCUAACCAACCAAUAGCAGUUGUUUAUGGCUGGCUUUUAGCGAAAAGUCGUCAUCUCGAAAAAUUUGGUCAUUUUUAUAACAACCACGGAGCUGAUGUUGUCACUGUCAAACCCAAUGUUACUGAGGUACGUUUAUUUAUUGAUAUUCAGUGUAGGACUUUGUACCUUCGGGGGUGACGAAAUUAGGUUCGCUAUCGAGUGAGAUGCCCGAAAUGAGAGUGUGUUUUGUUCGUACACAAAAUAAGACAAACCAGUCUGUGUACAUGUUCAUAGUCAGUUGAUGAUUUAGCAUUCAUUUGUACUACAGUCAAAAUUUGAGUUCAAUUGCUUAGAAACACGUGCAGGCCUCAAUUUCAAUUCAUGUUUCAAACGUGUUUCAAUAACAAACAUGUUUUGAAGUGCAGUUCUUGUGCAAAACGGCAGCUGUCCCCUGUGGCUUUGGCACCCCUGUAUAUGUUGUUAUUGUCCCUAUUCACCCAGCAUCAGGGAGGUGAUUGCUAAUUAACAUAAAUUAUCUAAUACUAUUUAACACUUUAUGCCUGGACUUACAGUACCUUCAGAGUACCUUGUGUCCGGUGUUUCCCGAGGUAGAGCCGAAAUACAGCGUGAUUAGAUGAAAAGUUUGAUAAUUCCGGGGUUUCAUAUGACGUCACCUCGGGGUCAGACGUCUGUGUCAAUGGCUUUUAUAUUUUUUUAAUGUUUUUAUAAUAGUCGGAGAACUCAUUUACAUAAGAUGCGUUGACAGCCAUUUUGUUUCUUUGUUGUUUUAGUUAACCCCAGUUCAAUGAUUGACCCGAGUCAAAUUAUGCUAAAAUAUCAUGUGAUUGAAACCCAAGAAUAUACUGAGUAUUUUAUCUCACCCCCGCAGAGAUUUCUGUGCAUUCCGCUGAGGAGUGUGUUUGUGAGCGCAUUAAUUUUAUAUAUGUAGUAUUUCAAGAUUUCUCGGAUCGAUUUUGUAAUAUCGUGUUGAUAUGCGAAUAAUGCGAUAUAAAAUUCAGUGCAUAAAUAAUUACGAUAACGUGAUCACAGUUCGCCGCCAUUUUGUCCUGAAUGUCGGUAGACGCUUCCUUGACUUCCUUCGAUUUUUUACCUCAGAAACACCUAUGCGUAGGAGCAUAGAUUGUAAAAUAACUGGAUAGGAAACUUCCUGACGUCACAAUCUAAACCUAGUUGCAAUCUCUGACGUCACGCGUAUUUCAAAUAUACCAAAGUUCUCGGCAUUUUUGUUGUUUCGCUAUAUUUUCCGCUUUAAAAGAGUAAUAUUGAAGCAUAAACUGGUCUAAUUGUUUUAAAAACAUGCCUAAGCCACGACAAAGUAUUCAAUGUAAAUGUUUUUCGUCUUUGUUUUGUAUUUUUUUACAUUUGUAGCUACGACGCCAAUUUUAACGAAAUUUGCGAUGCAUUUUUACUGUUUAUAGUGCUUGAAAUAUUUGCUAAAAUUGACUGGGAAUACUUAGAGAUUUCAUCAUAGAAUGGCAUAUAGUUAUAUUUAUUUGCUCUUUGACUAAAAUAUUUAGCUGUAUUAUUGACGCUAAACAUGCCUUUUUUGAGAAUUUGGUUUGCAACUAGGUUUCAACAUCCAACCACGCCAUCAGCCCAUUGAAAACAUUAGGUCACGUCAGCUAGUUUCCUAUCCAUUUAUUUUAUUAUCCAUGGUAGGAGAGAGGUAUUUUGUACACUUACGGUACAAUUAAAGUCUUAAAAGACCGUUAAAUAAUUUUAGUAGAAUAUGAUGUAAUCAUAAAGUAAUCAUAAAAAUGACAUAAUCUUUUAUCGACGAACGACGGAAAAUAAAGACAUUUUGAGCUGAAACUUAAACGCCGCACAGUCGCACAGACGAGCAAGUUUUCCUUGGCCGAUUUUUACAUUCUCGUGUGUAAGGUUUUCCUUGGCAAGUUUUCACCUUCACACUCGGGUUUUGUUGUUCGUGUGCACGGAAUGUUUUUAAACAUUUACCUCGAGUCAAGGUAAGGCUGGUAUGACUAACCUUGGAACAAGACUGCAAGGAAAAAUUGUCAUUUUUCCCGUACGCACGAGCAAACAAAAGUUGUCAAGGAAAAUUUGUCAACGAAAAAUUGCCCGUCUGUAUUGGGCUUUCCCGUUUGAAUUAUGUGGUUGAGAAUGGUUCUGGAACCAUAUUCUCAGCCAUAUAUAGCCUGUCUUUAAACCUCGAUUCUUAAACUGUAGUGAUUUCAUACCAUGCAUGGAUAAUAGACGACACGCUUUCUUCGCAAUCCUCCAUUACGAAUUCGUUUGCCGUCGUCGCAGCGUUGCCAUCCUACAUGCUUAAGGUCCCUGUUCCGUAUUAAAGCGGUGUCGGUAAGGAGAAAUUCAACUGUACAAGUUUAGAAAACUCAAUGAGCUAGAGAGUAGAGUGCGACAUGAUUGAUCUCGGCUUGUGUCGGUUUGGAUAUUUUGCGCUGAUUGGGAUAAUUCCAGUUAGCCAACAUAAUAAACGGAUGUCCAUUCCAAUUCACAGAUUUCAAGUGGCAUGUAAACAUACUGUAAUAAUCGGAAAAAAUAGACUGAAGUUGUACGCCGCGUGUUACAGUAUGUUUCCAUUUGCUUGCGAUAUGUAACUACACUACAUGAUCUCUGGACUAAAUAUUGCAAAAGUGAUGCAAAUAAAAUGUAUUUGCCUAUUUUAUCAAGUUUGUAAGUUUCAUCAAGGUCAUGAGCGUGCAAGGGCUGAUUUCAAGAGAAAGCAAUGCCCUUUCAUUACGUCAUCAGUGCUUUAAACAACACGAAAUGGCCCAAUAUGUGCGCAGUCGUUUCCCCAUCGCGAAGAAUUCGAGGCGUCACCUUCUUGCGAUAGCAACUCAUACUGCAGUUACAUGUAUAUCUUUUAUAUUUUGCUGAGAUUAUAGUACAGAAAAACAGCUACCUAUUUUAAUUAAGCUUGUCACAAGCCAUAGUCAAAUGUACAAUCCAAGCAUAUCAGUACGUACGUCCGAGUACUGAAAUAUAAUGUAAUGGAAUAAAAUAUCUUAUAGGAUGAAAUGUAUCAUCUCGUUGGAUUACCAAGUCGUGAACAUUCAUCGUAUUAUUUGCAUAUUUACGUAGGGUGUAAUAACGAUCUUUAAACCAGCUGCCUGUUGGUUCUUAGCCUCACAACCCAGACAUAGAUGGAGCACUAUUUCGCUGACAGAAAUAAUAGGGCAACUUUUUACACACAAACAUCAACCCUAAGUUUGUAAAUUCCUGUACGUGUUGUCGCCAGUAAAUCAAAAGCAAACCCAGAAAAUUAUGUGUACCACUGGUAAUGGACCUACAUACAAAGACGGCUAAAAAAUAUUAAAAUUAGGCAUAUCCAUCUCGCCGUACGCGCCUGGAUUGUACAAUUGACUUUAUUAUUUAUUGAAAAUAUUUCAAGAGUUUUGAUUGGCUAAUAUCUGUCGGUGAUAUAUCCGCUCGGUAGCUGCCCAAAUUUGGAGCUAUGACAUCACCGUGGAAUAUUGAAAACAAAUAUACUACGUUUGACGUAAUUUCGUGGUAUAUUGAAAAACAAUGUAACACGCUAUGACGUCACGCUAAUUUAUGCGGCUUAUGCCAAAAGUGGGAAAAUACAAAUGGCUUCCUCAAAGGAAAGGUUCGUUCGCCGACCUUUUUUGUGUAUUCCGACAAAUAAAUAAUAAAACAAUAAUUAUUGAAUUCGGUUCUCGCAGGAUAUGAGGAAUUAUUAAUGCCUCGGUUGUGUUACAGUAUCUGUCAGAUAACACAAACCUCCGCCUUAUUAAUAAUUCCUCAUAUCCUACUCGACCUCGUUCAAUAAUUGUUUAAUAACAACCUUGAUUGAAAUAGCUGUUUGCAUGACCUGUGAAUGUUCGACACUUGUGCGGUAUAUUCCAUAGUGCACCCGCGUAGUAAUUUAUUUCCAGUGAGUGAAAUCUGAAACCAUAUGUGAAUUACAUGUACUGUAGUUUAGUAUUUGUUUUCAUUGUACUUUAUCACUCAUGUUUGUGAAAUAUCUUCAUUCUAGGUUCUUCGACCAAAGAAAGCAGAAGAACUUGCCGCUAGACUACUCGAUAUCUUACAAUCACCUGGCAACAAGGAUAGACCAAUCCUCAUUCAUGGUUUCUCAGUCGGCGGCUACCUGUAUGGUCAGACACUCAACCACAUUGUGACAGACCCCAAAUAUUCCUCAGUACAAGAUCGUAUCAUUGGCCAAAUAUUCGAUAGCCCUGUAGACUUCGAUAAUAUACCGUACGGAAUUUCGAAUGCGGCGACAGAAAAUGCCAUAUUAAGAAAUACAAUGAGGUUGAGCAUUCAAUCCUAUUUUAAACUCACUCAAAAAUAUACCAUGGACAAAUUCCUUGCAAGGUCCAAGUUAUUUCUCAGUAACCCAGUUCGAGCUCCUGCACUGAUUCUGUUUUCCAACGACGACCGCGUGGCGUUACCGGAAGGAUGUGAACGAUGCGUGACAAAAUGGCGAGAUCUUGGAAUGGAUGUGACAUCUAAGAAAUGGGACAGCUCUCCUCAUGUGUCGCAUUUUUAUAGACAUCAAGAGGAGUACUUGGAGUUGUUGAUGGAAUUCUUGAAAAAAGUUGGUAUUGUUUAGUCAGCGGUACAGCGUGGGAAAAUUUAAUGAUAGAAACACCAAGAUACCCUGACUUUUAAGGAAAGUUAAUAGUCGUGCUGUAAGCAUUUUAAUCAAAUCUAUCAAAGUUUAUUUACAUUCUUAAUGAAUAAUUUAUUAUACAGCCAAUAUUCGUAGAGUAUUGUGGAUACCAAUUUCCGAUUGAACAAAAUGUUAUUGAACAAUUGUUAUAUGUAAUGUUUCAACAUCAACAGUAUUCAACCCUUGUAGUGACAACACAUCACAACAUACAGUAUAUUGAUGUAUAUAUUAGUUAAUUUCAGACAUUGCGUAGUUUAUUUGGCUUGGGUAUACGAAUGUAACAACUCGAGUCGGAUGGACCAUAGCCUAUCGAAGGGAAGAUGGCUGUGAAACUCAUUAGAAUAACAAUAUAACUUAUCUAUGUUAGUCGACGUUUAUUCAUCAAUCUGGUCCUUCACCGUCACGUGCCCAACUAACCAAUAGCAAUGUUUUAGGAGAGUUACCUAUCCGUGACUCGAACAAUAGGGUAAAUUGGAAAUUGCUAUUGGUGGAUUUGGCAAAAAUACAAUACGCACGUAAUGGUUAAAGACCAGAUUUAUGAAUAAACGUUGACUAACAUACAGUAGAUAUUUAUAUUGUUAUUCUAAUGAUUUUCACAGCCAUCUUCCCUUCGAUAGGCUAUGGACGGACGGAUCCGAUCAAUGCCAAUGAAUAGCAUGUGACGGAUCAAGGUACGAAUAUAUCCAUUCAUACGGAUGGAUAUGUUCCACAGUAUUGGACGUGUAUGGUCUACAGUGGCAACCAGUGGUGAGGCUAGCCAUGACAAGUGGCCAUGCUAUGCCAUUAAACCUGCAUCUAAAUAGACAAUACAUUUCUAAAGGUUUGAGUAAUGCAAAUCAAAUCAACCUUUGCAUAGCAUGAUCAUAGAUAUCUUAUAUACACUAGAUAGUGCAUCUAAUUAUUCUACAAUUCAAAAAUUGAAGCCGUGAUUGCAGUCUCAGGUCGUUCUCAUGAAAUGAGAAGAUUCGUAUGUUUUCUAUUUCUUAAACAGGGAACUUAAACAUUAAGUUGACUCUAUUCCAAAUACGUUUUUAAACUAUUAAAAUGAUGAAAGUUAUUGUUGUUUUUAAGCGUUUAUUAGCAAGUGGGAACGACCAACAUGGCCGCCAUCUAUUCAAAUCGGUGUAACCGCUGGAAUAUUCUUGGCUUCAAUUUUACUAAGAGAUGCGCUAUCUAGUGUAUAUAAGAUAUCUAUGAGCAUGACCUCUUGUUAUGGUUAGCUUCGCCACUGGAGCCCACCAUUAUUUUGGUACCUAAAAUCGCGUGAUUUCUUAUCGUGACGUAAUAUUCCCCCAUGAUUCAAGAUCCGAAUAAUUAUUGUAUAUAGUUCAGUAUACUCGCAAAAUUUUAAAAAUGCAGUGACUAUUAUAAACCUCGUGGUGUUGUUGUUGGUAAAGUUGGUGGACCAUUAUAAACCUCGGUCAUAGUGUCUUAUUCGUUAGACCCUGGGAACGAGGUUGGACCAGUAUGUGGUUAUACUCAGUCUAAUCUUUUCACAUUGAUUUUCUUUAACACAUUAACAAAUUAAAUGAGUGGUCGUAAACUGGACCAUGACCAAUUGCUGGUUGUAUAUUAGACAAAUCGGCGUCGAAUUAUAGCAAUAGUUAUUUUGCGAGCCUUGGCAAUUGUGUGUAAGCAUUCUUCAUGCUCAUUUGGGCUUUAAUACUGUUGAAACAUUAAAUUGUAAAAAUUUAAAUAUAUAUAUUAUGUUAAUAAACAAAAAAUUAAUGUAAGAACAAUAAAUGUGGCAGAGCA